AUGGAAAGAUUUCAAACAUUACUGAAAGAAUUCCUGUGCGAUGAUGAAUUUACUUACGAGCACAACGGCAGUACAAUCUCUUGCGCCGAUGGCAGCGUCGAGGUGUCCCCAUUCACCCACCAAGAUUUCCAGCUGCAUGAGGAUUACGAGUCGAGCUGCGAUGACUAUCUAUUCCGCAUCACAAUCAACAACGGCCAUGUUACCAUGAAGCAUCGUAUCAGCCAAGAACUCGCUCACACCCUCAAACGCUUCUUUAUCAACAACGACGAUGAUCUCCCGCUUUCAAAACUCAAUCACCCACCAAGCAAACCUCCGAUUGAUAAAUUACUUCACUCAGAUUUCAUCACUCAAUCCAAGAUGCACGCAGAUUGCGUCGCUGUGGAUUUCAACGGAUCUACACUCACCUACGCUCAGCUAGACAGCUUAUCAAGUGCUUUGGCUGUGCAAAUACCUUGCACCCGUGCUGUUGUUCCUCUCCUUCUCCCACCUUCGCUGGAACUAUACAUUGGGUACUUGGCUGCACUGAAAUCAGCCAAUGCAUUCAGCCCAUUCGAUCUACAAGCGCCUGUAGAAAGGCAGCUUGGAUUACUAGAUGAUUUGGAUGCAUCCGUCGUACUCGGCUUGGGUGAGCGUGAUGCUUGGAUUAAGCGAGACACCCAAUACAUCGAUGUCUCUGCUUUUAUGGUCGAGUACUUGAGUAGAGAGUGUUUGGCUGUCGACGCACCCCAACAAGCGACCCCAGACGACGUUGCAUACGUUCUCUUCACUUCUGGCUCAACAGGCAAACCUAAAGGUGUCCAAAUACAGCAUUCAGCAGCAGCAGCAUCGAUACAAUCUCACUUAGCCGUCAGGCCACUCGACAAUAAGGUAAGAUGGUUCCAAUUCGCUCCGUCGACGUUCGAUCCUUCCAUCAUGGAGACUUUCAUGUCUCUCAGCUCUGGAAGCACUAUAUGUGCUUCUCCGCGCGCAGAAUUUCUCACCAACCCCGAGUUAGUCGUGUCAAAGCUCCGUUGCACACACAUGAUGGCCACACCUUCAAUUGCUGGCCUUUUCAACCCAGACAAACUGCCGGACGGGUUUGAGCUGUGGACCAUGGGUGAGAAGCUGUCAGAUAGGGUGAUUAGCAACUUCACCCGCCCCGGCAACUCGCUGUACAACGCAUACGGACCGACCGAAGCAGCGAUCAACGUAACCCUCCGUAAACAUCCAUCCGAACAGUCAGGUGCAAAGCUAGGUCCUCCAAUUGAUACAGCUUCUCUGCUCAUUCUUCACCCAACCCUCAACAAGGUCAUGCCAAUGGGAUUCUCGGGCGAGCUCGCUAUUGGCGGACCUCAGCUGGCGAAAGGAUACUUAAAAAUGGCCGAACAGACAGAAAAGGCUUUUAUUAAUGUUCAAGGUCUCGGCAGGCUGUAUAGAACAGGCGACAAGGCUCGCGUUGUGCUAGACGAGAAGAAUCAGUGGAACAACGUUGAGUACCUUGGUCGUAUGGGAUUGGAGCAAGUCAAGCUGAACGGAAGGCGUGUUGAGCUGGGUGAAAUUGACUCUAUUCUUUCCAACACUCCCGGUCUUCGCUCUGUCCACACUGUCGUCAUCCAACCAGAAGGCCAGCUGUGCGCUUAUGUGACACCACACUCCACAUCGCUGGUAGGGAGAUGUGCGGAGAGUGCAGAAAAACAUCUUCCAGCGCACAUGCGUCCACAAGCUUACUUGUUUGCCGAUGAUAUACCUCGCUCUACAGCCGGGAAGGCUGAUAGAAAGGCGAUCGCUAAAUAUGUGAAGGAUCACAUAAGCGAGGGCUAUGUCGUAGGUGCUACUAGCACUGCUGAAGAGCAGCCUGUAGAGGCUGUUCAUAUUCUCGAUACCCCAACACUCGACAAAGUCCUCAGUUGCAUUUCAAAGACAGUGGGGUUAGAGGAGAAGGAAAUAGAUGCGAACCUCACACUCCUAGCCUUGGGUAUUGACUCGCUGAGGGGUGUUCGUUUUCUUAGUUUGGCUCGUGAAGAGGGUCUACUCGCCAUUACAAUCGAAGAUGUCAUUAAAGGUCUGUCUCCUGCUGCGCUAGCAAACAUUGCAUUCCAGAGAACGGAGGAGGGCUUCGGCGAAAAUGACAACAGACAGGCCGUAUAUGAAGAUAUAGAGGAGGAGUUUCGCAGCCAAGCACUCCCAAUUGUCGAAGAGGCGCUUGGGGCACAGCCUGAAGCUAUCAGACCUGCGACAACAAUGCAGACGGGCUUACUUGCAUUGUACUCCAAGACGGGCACAGGGUACAUCAACCACUCCGUUUACACCCUGAAAGAGGGUGUGGAUAGUGAGAGGCUUCGCAAUGCCUGGUGCGAGCUCGUGAGACGACAUGAAAUUCUACGCACCCGCUUUGUGCUCAUCGACAACAGCCACAUCAGCGCAUUCGCACAGGUGGUUGUACCUGUUGACCCUAUAACAACAUUCGACGAGGUCGAAGGAGGUGAUGUCGAUCAACUAGUCCAGCAACACAUUGAUACUGCUUCAGUCAAGUUCUCACUAUUGGAGAGAACGCAAAGCGGCGCGAUCUACUCCGACUCCAAAUCGAAGAAACUCGUUGUCAGUCUUCAUCACGCACUGUUUGACGGUGCUUCGCUUGCUUUGAUGCUCGACGAGCUUGCUACACUCUACCGUGAUCCGUAUGCAGAAGUACCCAGAGAGGGAUUUGUUCAUGCGCUUGUGGAUGUCUUCACCGCUGACGCACAGGCUAAUGCUGAAUACUGGGGUGGAAAGCUAAGCAACUUUACCUCAGACCCGUUCCCAGAUCUUACAGGAUUGAGGCAGGACGCAAAGAAAACAGGCCAUCACGUCUCGAAUGUCACGUCCAAACUCUCUCAUAGCUCAUUUCUCCAGAAGGCACGCGAGCUUAAGCUAUCACCACUCUCGAUCGUGCAGGCUGCCUGGUCAAGCAUCUUGUUGGCGUACUCGGAGUCUGACGCCGACGACAUUGUAUUCGGUAGCAUCGUCGGUGGCAGAACGACGGACCAACUCGAGCAUACCGUCGGCCCUGUGUUUACAGCUUCGCCUAUUCGUGUGACUAAUCCGAAUGAUGACAGUGUAGGCGGCGUGCUCAAGUCUUUAGUUAGAAGCAAUGCUGAGGGCUUGGUACACCGACACUUGCCACCAAAGAUUCUUAGUGGUGACAACGGUAUCAUCUACGACACUACCAUUGCAUUGCAGCAAUUCGCUCAAGGCGCAUCCCAGACAGAGCUCUGGACGCACUCGGAAUAUCCUCCUAUGGUUACAGAGUUCGCUGUCGUUUUGGAAAUUUGGCCUGAUCCAAACGAUACUAUUAGGUUGAGAGCUACAUGCUCCAAUAACGUCUUGGUCGAGGAGUCGUCUGCUAUGAUGCUGAGGCAAUUCGAUGACAUUCUAUCGAGCAUCCUUGAAGGCGAUCUCGAUAGAAAGUUUAAAGAUAUCGCCGUGGAUGUAAGCCACUCUCUCGCGUCCGCUGUCAACCCAUACCCUAUCCGUAUCGAAGGCGUUGAAGCGGAACUUAUCCACCACCAAUUUGAGAGAAAUGCAAAAGACUACCCUCAAUCGCUCGCUUUGUGGUUCAAACCAGACCCAUUGGACGCUUCCAAAGAUAUCAGAUGGACGUAUGCCGAGCUGGACGCUCGUGCUAACAGAGUCGCGAACUACCUUACCUCAACUUACGGCGAUCUCACUGACACGCCCAUCCCCAUCCAUAUAGAAAAAACUCCCGAGAUGUUCAUGGCUAUUCUCGGUAUCGUGAAGGCUGGUGGUGCAUGGUGCCCUAUUGACACUGCUGCUCCAGCGCUCAGAAAGAAGGAUCUGUUUGAGCGUGCUGGCGGUCCUGUUGUUCUCGUUCGGGAUGAAGAGAACAAGGCUCUAGUCAGCAAGAUCGUUCAAGACAAGAUCACGGUCAGCUCUUUUGCAGAUGUCAUUUAUAGCAAGCAGCCGUCUAGCAAACCCGCCAUAUGCACCAAACCUAAUCAUUUAGCGUACUUGAUAUGGACAUCAGGUACCACUGGCGCACCAAAGGGUGUUCCAAUUGAGCACUUUGCCGCUGUGCAAAGCUUGACAGUCUUGCAAGAGGAAAUACCAUGGAAGAAAGACACACAUAUCCGCUGUCUCAACUUCUCCGCAUAUACCUUUGAUGUUUCCGUACUUGACGUCUUCUACGCACUUGGCAAGACUUGCGGCACACUCUGUUCAUCUACUCGCGACAACCUCGUCGGAUCAUUUGAAGAGCUCGUCAGAGGGUUUGCAGCCACCCACGCCUUUCUCACACCGGCCUUCAUGGCUCAGUCGUCGCUCCAGAACUGCAGCUCGCUUGAGUCGCUCAUUAGCAUCGGUGAAAAACUCCCCCAGCCUGUCGCAAAUGCGUGGUGCAGGGAAGACACUGUGUCGCUCAACACGUACGGGCCUGCAGAAUCAACUAUCAUUGCAACAUACCGCCGUUUCACUCCAAAUGAAGUCACCAAAGCUCACAACGUUGGUCUUCCACUCUCGACCGUCUCAUGUUUUGUUAUACAGGACGAUAGAAUUCUGCUGAGGGGUGCUGUUGGUGAGUUAGCUUUGGGCGGCUUCCAAAAUGCCCGUGGAUAUCAUCGCAAUACCGAUCAGACGAACAAGAAGUUUGUCAACCAUCCACAAGCUGGCCGAGUGUAUCUCACUGGCGAUGUUGUGCGUUUGUUGCACGAUGGUAGCUGUGAAUUCGUUGGUCGUAAUGACGAUCUCGUCAAGCUUGGUGGUAUUAGAGUUGAGCUUUCUGAAAUCAGUGCUGCCUUGGGCAACUGCCACGAGCUAGCUCGCGAGACUACAACAUUCCAAUUGUCAAGACACGAUAGACCGCAAAAGGUCGUGUGUACAUUCGUUGCCGCCCCCGCACUCAAGGGCGAGAAAGAGGAUGGACUGCGCACGGAUAGCGACGCGUUGACAGUGGCUGCCGCUUGCAAGGAGCGUGCAGAGUCUAGCCUUCCAGCUUACAUGAUUCCCAAUGUAAUACUGGUUCUAACACACCUCCCUCACACCCCUUCGAACAAGAUCGACAGGAAGAUGCUGGCAAGAUAUUACGAGCAAGUUGAAAUUGCAGACUGGGAAAGCCGCCUAAGCGGUCUUGAUGAUGGUGAUGAUGGAUUUUGGAGUGAAAUGGAGCAGAUUAUUCGUCAAGUUACUGCUAGACUGACAAACGUCGCCGUGGACAGCAUCUCCAAGUCCUCGCACUUACCAGCGCUCGGUGUUGAUUCCAUUCGCUCCCUGCAGCUCGCUUCCAAGCUCCGUAAUGCAGGUGUCAACGCCGCAGUGAGCCAGAUAGCAGCAUUUCCUACCAUAAAGCAACUCAGCAAAGCCAUUACAAAAGCAGAAUCGAAUCAGAUGGUCACUGAGACACCAAAGUGGAUGCAAACCUUUAACGAAAGCUUGAUUGGUAGUGUUAGAAAAGACAUUGCCGAUGUAGAUUUCGUUCUUCCAUGCACCCCGACACAGGAAGGUAUGCUUGGUGAGACCAUCAAGAACCCUGCUGCGUACUGGUCGCAUCAAGUCUUCAAAUUGUCCAGCAAAGUGGAUGUGGAUGCUCUUUACGGAGCCUGGAAGACUGUGGCAGAAAGCACGCAGGCUUUGAGAACCUCGUUUAUUCCAGCUGCCACAUAUGGUGUGAAAGACACCGUCUUCGCCCAAUGCAUACACUCUACAUCGAAGCUCGCUCUCGAUAGAGUCAGGUUUGACAGCGAGAAAAUCCUUGAAGAGCGUGUCCGUAACAUUGUCAGCUCCUUGUCAGGCUCACAUCAGCCGCCUGUUGCUCUCACGCUUGCAACCAAGGCAGAUGGCAGUCGCUAUCUCAUGACGUCACUUCACCACGCAAUCUACGAUGGAGACGCGCUCAAAUUCAUUUACCAGGAUGUUGAAAAUGCAUACAUGCGAAAGUAUAAAGCCACUCGCACAUCACUGAAGGACGCGAUGUCAGUUAUAAACACAGACGUAAACACUACCAAGCAGUUCUGGAACAAGGUUUUGGAGCCAUUUGCUGAGACAAGCAAUACAGAGUGGCCUGUUUUGCACAACGACAACUCUCAACGCUCUCAAAGAUUCUGGACGAAGGGAUUUAGUGACGUCAAGCGUGCAAACAUCAACCAGCUGCUUCAAGCAGCCUGGGCUGUUCUCCAGUCAAGGUACACAUCAACCGAGGAUGUUAUUUUCGGCGAGACUCUCAGCUUGCGCGGUCUAGCUCCAGGUUUGGAAAGCGUUGUGGCUCCAAUGAUUGCUACUCUUCCAGUUGCACUCAAAGUUGACAAAAACGCAUCAGCUAGACAGUUGAUGGAUAAUUUGUCCACGUUAGCCUCCGCUAGUUCUCCACACAAGUUCGUUGGUCUUCAGCACGUGCGUCAAGCUCUCAAAUGUGCUUCUGGCGCUCCUCUCUUCCCCGCACUGUUUGUUCUCAUCGUUGAGUCAGGAGAGGAAACCAAAGGUGAUUUGUUCAAAGAUAACUUUGAGAUAGGAGAGCUUGAUGUUGAGCACCCUGUCGCCAUCAACGCUUUUAUCAGAGGUGAUAGCGUUCAAAUUGACAUUCUUGGAAGUAAUUUACUUAUGUCAGAGGAGCAAGUUGAGCUUCUUUCAAAGCAAAUGCAAGCAUUGGUGAACGCAAUGAGUGAACAUGCCGAUGAGCCAGUCUCAAGUCUUGUUGGAAAGAUCGACGAGGCUCUCAUCGCCAAAGCACAUAGUAAGGUCGCCGAUGCUACAAUUAAUCCUCUCGUUACUUUGUCUCGCAACGUCCAACAACGUCCGGAAGAGGUAGCUGUCACUUCGGAUACUGGUACACUCUCCUUUAAGGAGCUUGAUAGUCAAUCCAACAGAGUUUCCAAUUCGCUAACAUCCGCGGUUGAAGUUGUUGCCUUGUGCAUUCCACCUUCACAUGAAUCAAUCGUUCAUAGGCUUGGUAUCUUCAAAGCUAGCAAAACAUACAUAGCCGUUGGUGAGAACUUGCCUGCAAAUCGCAAGAGACUUAUAGCACGCUCGUUCAAGGCAGACAUCGUUUACACUAUCAGGAAGUACGCGGAAGAUUUCGCCUUACUCGAUAACGAAAAGGUUGUUUUUGUUGACGAGAAGAGUUACGUAGAAAAUCUUGCCAAAAUUUCCAGUGAUACAACAGAGACGCGUCUUACUGAACGUGCUGCUAUCACUAUUGCAAAUGGUCAGCUCGACAUGCACGACUACUCUGUCUGGUCAACCGAGCAACUUUUCAAUCACGCUUCUUUGGCCUCAGAUCGGUUGAAGACAGAUUCAAAUGCUUCAACAUUUUUGAAUUGGCUUCCUGGCACAUUUGAUCUUCACAUUUUGGAGACAUUAGUACCGCUUAUAAUGGGCUCUAAAAUAGUGUGCAAACGCGUGGAAGAUCUGAGAAACAAUGCCAGAGCUUCACUUCAAGCGGCACAGAUUACUCAUGCCUUCCUCACGGCUGCAUGGUUUGAGAAGGAUUGUAUCGUAAGAUCGGAGUUACCUCAACUCAAACACAUCAUUUUAACUGGUCACAUAUCAUCAAAAGCGCUCCAUGAGUCAUGGAUGGAUGCCUAUGUUUGGAAAACGUUGGCAAUUCCACACGCCUCAUCUGUUGCAUUCUUGUCACAUUACAAUAGUGAACAGCCAAAUGUCUAUGACCAGCCACUUAUUAAGACAUGCAUUGCAAGGUUUUGCUCCAGAGAAGUCGCCAUUCUCGCUGAAGCAGGAGAGCUUUGCGCCUUUAGCGAUGAAGGGGAGUACAUACGUUCAGGAUUGGUAGCUAGAAUGAUCAGCAGCGAUAGCGUCUUGUUGGAGCGUAAAGUGGGCGAUAUUGUCAACUACAGAGACAUCCAAAUUAAUCUUGAAAAAGUCUCGCGCAAUGUCGAAUCUGUUUCUCGACAAAACAUUGUUUCUCAAGCGAUGGUCCUGCAACAUCCAGAAAGCAUGCAACCAGACAUUGUCGCAUUUGUUGCUCGCGCGUACAACUAUGAUCCACUCGAUGGAUCAACUACUGAUAUUGACGCACAAGAUGAAUCAUUUGCGAGAUCUCUCACCCAAUCGUGCGCAGAGAAGCUCGGAUAUGGGGCUAGACCUGACAUUAUUCUUCCAAUGACCUUCUUACCAAUAUGUGACGCCAGCAAUGGACAUACGAACGAGAAAAUUCUUAGAAGAUUAUUCACUCAAGUGCCGCUUCGCAACAUGGUGAAAAAAAGUGCAGAAAUGGCAACAGACAAUCGGCGUGCGCUUACAGCUGAAGAGAAGAUCAUCGCUAUUGCACUCAGUGAGCAGACUGGUGUUGGCAUGGAUACGAUCAGUUCAUCAACUACCACACUGGAAUUGGGUGUUGACUCACUAUCAGCCAUCUCACUCAGCUUUCUUUUGAAGUCAAAAGGCCUUGCAGUGCCACCACAUGUCGUCUUAUCUGGUCCAUCUGUGGAGAAGCUUGCCAAGCUCGCCGACAGCACUUCCUCUGACGGCAAUAAAGACAGUUCAGCUGUGCGGAAACUUGACGAAGGCUUCGAAAAGUCGAUAAGAGCCGCUUUUGGAGAUACCUUAGAAGCUGUCAGACCGUGUCUUCCGCUUCAAGAAGGUUUGGUCGCACGUACUCUCAACUCUGCUGAACCCGUCUACGUCAACCAUUUUACGUUUAAGCUGGAUAGUGGGGUGGUCAUCGAUCAAUUUACCGAAGCGAUUGAUAAGACCAUAGCAGCCAAUGAAAUUUUGCGCACCUGCUUUUUUUUCGGUGAAGCUGCAGUGGCUCAAGUUGUUUUGGAGAAGACUGACGCUAUACAAACACACCAAAGUGAAUCAGAAGCAUCAGCCAUAGCUUACCUUGACUCAAAAAAGAAGGAUUUGGAGAAGGAUGUUGUCGAUAACAUUCAAUCAAGGGUGCCUCUUCGAGUCCUCAUAACUAAGCCAGCUACGGGUAGAGCCUUUGCUCAAUUCACGAUGCACCACGCUGUAUAUGAUGGUGAAUCAUUCCUGAUGUUGAUGGAUGAAAUAAAGGAACGCUACCAGGAAUCAUUUUCGCUCGUAAGAGCACCAGUCGAUCGCUUGCUCGAUUUCAUCUCCAGUCAGUCGCUAGAAGUUGCUAGAACUUUUUUCGUGGAGUACUUGUCAGACCUGCCACAAGCUAACGAGAUGGAAAUGGGUAGUACAACCGCGAAAGAGGUUGUUAAGACUGCUUCUCUGCCCUUAUCGAAGCUGGAAAUGUUGGGACGCUCAUUGAAUGUGUCAUUGCGUGUGCUCGUUCAAACAGCAUACGGUGUUUCGCUCGGUGAAUCUUCUGGAGUGACAGAUAUUACAACUGGUGUCGUCCUAUCGGGUCGCACAGUACCUGUCAGUGGUGUUGAGACUAUGCUUGCGCCAUGCAUUACAACUAUGCCAGUGCGUGUGAAGGUGGCAGAUGCAAGCAAGUUUGUAGACAUGGCGCAACAAGCACAGAGCGAGAGUGCUCAGGUACUCGAGUAUCAAUAUACGCCAUUGCGCCUGAUACAAAAAUGGAUAAAUCGACCAGCCGGUCUUUUCGAUUCACUGUUCGCCUUCGGUAGACUUGCUGGCGAAGGGAAUGAGAGUCUCUGGGAGCAGCUCGAAGAGUCGUCUCGCGUUGAUUACCCACUCGCACUCGAAGCCACGGCUAAUGUAGAGAGUAAUAAGCUCACCCUACGCGCAGUUUUCAACUCUUCAUUCGGUCAAUCGCGCGAUGCCGAGAUCCUCAUCAGCCGGAUCAACAAUCUUCUCGAAGAUGCCCAACAGGUAGUCGAGCCGCUAAAACCACAGCAAUUAGCAAAUCCUCAAGAGACUAGCUAUAAUGUUGAAUGGACUGCUGAAGAGUCAGUUAUGCGUCAAUCUAUUGCGAACCUGUGCAAUAUGGAUGAAACCUCAAUCAGCAAAGAGUCUACAUUCAUUUCUCUGGGCAUAGACUCCAUCUCGUCUGUUAGAUUUGCACAGUCGUUGCGCAAGCAAGGUAUCAACAUUCCCACACAUGCGAUUAUGCGUGCUGGAUGUAUUGGUGAGCUUGCAAAGUAUGCGCCAAACACCAGCAAUAAGGACAUCGCUGGGGAAUUUGCCAAGAUUGCACAGAGUUUAGGUGAAAGGUACGGUGGGUGUGGUAUCGAGAAGGUCGUGCCUGCCACGCCGCUGCAGACUGGUAUGCUCACACAGACUAUUUCAUCUGGUGGUAAAUUUUACAACGUUCAGCAUACCUUGAAGCUAAGCGAUGCGAUGGAUGUAGCAGCACUCAAAAAGGCUGUUAUAGACACGGUUGCGAACGUUGAUAUUCUUAGAGCAUCAUUCCGCACUACGGACGAAGACAAAUAUCCUUGGGUGAUACUCAUCCAUGGCAGAGUCGAUGUGGUAUGGAAUGAGCACACCGUUGGAUCAGUUGAAGAAGCUUCGAAGAUUCUCGGUAGUGCAAGUGUUCCAAGCCAGGAAGACGAUUUCGAAAAGCCGCCAUACGCCUUCACGAUUAUCAAAACAAACAAGGAGAAAUUUUUGGUCUUGACCAUGCAUCACGCCUUGUACGAUGGUGUAUCUCUGCCAUUAGUGCUAGACGAGAUACUUGCACGCUAUAGUGCCAACAGAGUGCCUCUGCGUCCACAAUUCACCCAAGCAAUACCGUAUAUUCUCGACGGUGCAAGGGAUGACGAAGGGUUUUGGAAGAGCAAGAUGUCCAAUUACGUUCCAAAGCCACUUCCUAAAAUUCAGCAGGGAGAGGUCAAGGCACACUUUACCGGCAAGACCAUUCCUAUCACAGCCAAGGCGAACAGACUCGUAAAAUCAGCUGGCGUGUCGCUUCAGUCAAUGGUACUAGUGGCAUGGGGUAAGACUCUUUGCGGAUUAUUUGGAUCGCUCGAUGUUGCAUUUGGGCAGGUGGUAGCUGGCCGCUCGAUCGGACUAGAAGAUGCGUUGUUAGCGUCUGGACCAUUGUUCAACACUGUUCCUUAUAGGUUCAAAAUCGGUAAUAAGAAGGCGACAAACAUCGAUGUCUGCCACGAAGCAUUUGAACAGUAUAACGAGAUUGAAGCGCACCAACACGUCCCACUUAGAGAUGUUCAGAGGGUAGUAAAGCAGAAGUCGCUUUUCGAAACGCUCUUUGUAUUCCAAAAGUCCUUCCGGGAUGACCAAGAGCCGAAAGUGAAGCUGUGGGAGACGGUUGAUCUGACUGAACAGUCCGAGCAGAGUGUUGAAUACCCCCUAAAUGCUGAGUUUGUCGACGCAGGCGACACUCUCGCCAUCAACGCAAGCUGCCUGAGCAGUGUGAUGACAGGGAAGGAGCUGGACGAAUUAAUUGGCAAAUUCGGGGAACUAUUUGCUGAUAUAGUCGAUCAUCCUCAUCAGCCAGCUACUGCAAAGCCAUCAUCGCUCGCCGCGCUUCCACUGAACAACACUAUCGAUGCAACAGUUGAAUAUGUCCAACACACAGAAGCCUACGACGGCCAUGUGACAAGCACGAUGGCGACGAUCCGUGAUGUGUUUGCGAUUAUCUCGAAGCUCAAUGUCGAGGAGAUUAGCUAUAGUGCGCCGUUGUACGCAUUAGGACUGGACUCAGUCGGUGCAAUCCAGCUAGCCGCACGCUGUCGCAAGCUGGGGGUGAAAGAUUUGGCAGUAUCGGAUAUAUUCGUUGGGGAAACGAUAGCGGGCGUGGACAGGGUGUUGAGGGAGCGCACAGCUUACGGGAGAGAAGACGAGAAGGGGGACAAAGACAGGCCUCUGGUGUCAGCAUCUGAAGCUGUCAGCGCGCUUGCACGCCUACGUCUGAGCAGGCGUGAAGCAGAGGCUGUGCUGCCUCUGCUGCCUGGACAGGCGUACCACCUGCAAGCGUGGAUUCUCAGCGGGCACACCUUCUACGAGCCCGUGUUCACGCAUGCGGCGCCGCACAAACUCGACCUCCGCAAAUUGCAGGGCGCAUGGAGGAGGCUCGUGUCACACCACCCCAUCCUCCGCACCUGCUUCACAGCGGUAGACGGCCGACCACUGCAGGUGGUGUUGACGGAAUACGACGCAGAGUUGCAGGUGGUUAACAGCGAUGGCGAGGCAUUGGAAACAGCAAAGCGCAUUGUGCGGGAAGAGUUCAGGGCACCUUCCUCCCUGCACCGCCCGCCAGUGAAGCUGAUUGUUGUGCAGAUGCGCUCGACUUCUUAUGUGCUGCUCAAGAUCCAUCAUGCGCUGUACGACGCAUGGACAAUCCCGUUGCUCAUGAGCGAUUUGUGGCGCAGCUACAGCGGAGGCGAGCUGGCGUCCAUUGGUGAUUUCGGUAAGGUGGUUGAGGCGGCGUCGAGGAACACAUUCGACGAGGAGUUCUGGAGGGCGGAGUUGGGGGGCAGCCAGCCAACACUCCUCCCAGUGAAGAAUUCUUCCAGUAAGCAGGUGUUUUACAAGGAGGACGUGGUACAGGGUGCGCAGAGCCUCACUCAACGACUCCAACAACGUCACCAAGUAUCUCUUCAAUCGGUGCUCACUACUAUGGUUGCAAAGGUGGUGGGCAGGAUCACGCAGACUGCGAAACCGAUAGUGGGGGUCUACCACACUGGCCGCGCAGCCAGCAUUGAUGGUAUAGAUACAGUCGCAGGCCCGUGUCUCAACCUGCUCCCGCUGGGUGUAGGACCGUUCAGUGGUGAUGUCCAAGCAGCUCAAGCAGUCCAGAAGAGUAUCUCAAAGCGCGUGCUGGUCGAGCAGGACGACAACGGCGAGAUCGCCAGGAGGGUAUUGGGCACGAGCGAGCCCGUCUUCAACGUCUACAUCAACUUGCUAUGGCAUGCAGAGAGGAUAUUCUCGAGUGACGCGUCGGCACUGUCGCAGGUGGAUAUUGGUCCGCCUAGCGACUACGCGGCGAGUGAGAAGCUAGAUGUCGACAGUAGCGUGCGCGAGAUGGACACGCGGGGAGUAUCGAGACAUGCCCUCUUUUUGGACGUAGUGCUCGAUGCGCAUGCCGACACGGUGUUUGUGGCUGCUCGCACCACUGAGUCUGUACUCGAUAGCGAGGGCGUGCAGCGCUUUAUCGCGAAUGUGAAAGAGGAGGUGGCUGGAUUGGGAUUUGAGUGA
Molecule: messenger RNA, 13020 nt
Organism: Wallemia ichthyophaga EXF-994
Lineage: Eukaryota; Fungi; Basidiomycota; Wallemiomycetes; Wallemiales; Wallemiaceae
Product: Nonribosomal peptide synthetase 2
Exons: 13
Coding region: 1-13020 (4339 amino acids)
Biological process (GO): secondary metabolite biosynthetic process; amino acid activation for nonribosomal peptide biosynthetic process
Cellular component (GO): cytoplasm
Molecular function (GO): phosphopantetheine binding; catalytic activity
Source: RefSeq, a predicted model, not a curated record